AGGGUGCUUCCUCAGUGGCGCCCCCUGGCGGGGAACGCGUGCAAAAAGUCCAGCUCUUAGGCAUGUCCCGUUUGAGGCAAGCGUGCUAGUGGAUGCGUUUUGGUAAGAUUGAUACGGCCUUGCCAGAUUACUUGUGAUUUGUCCUUAGUGAUUUAUCUGUCACUCAAAGUGGACCAGAACAAGCGCCUUAUUUCAUCAAGUCAGCGGCCCAUCACAAUCUCAAUCUACGCUUUUUGGUGGGUUGAGGUUGAGUUCAAGUUGGCGUGUGAACUGUGAACUGGUCACAAAUUAAAGCAAGUACCUACCAUCGAUUGCAAGAUGGAUUCGCCCGACUCAUCAUUCUCAGUUAUAAUCCAACACAUGGGUAGGAAGGAAUCGGUUGCCCUACCAGCUGAUAUCACCCUGGGCGACUUCCAGAGGACCGUCGAAGACAUGACGCACGUGCCGGUAGCGGCGCAAAAAGUCGUGCACAAGGGUCGUGACCUGGCCCGUAAUGACUCGGACGUUACGCUUCAGGACUGCCGGGUAAAGAACAAAGACAUCGUUAUGAUCCUGGGUCUUCCCGUCGAUCCGGUGAACGAUGAGACCCUGGCCGCCAUCGCCGCCCUGGAAACCCAGUCUGAGGCGGUGAUCACUCGACUGGACGACAUUCAGAAGGAUCUGGACGGCGCCCGAAAGGGUUUCCUUCCAGCCAGGAUGGCCGCCGAGGUGCGUCCCAAGCUGGAGAAGCGCCUGUUGACCGUCUCCGAGGAGCUGAUGCGCCUGCUGGAGCGGCUGGAUUCCAUCUCAGUGGGCCAGAGCUCAGAGUCAACGCGCCGAAAACGAAAGGCCGUCGUGACUGCCAUCAACGCCCAAAUGGAUAGGGCAGAUAAACUGAAGGAGAAAUUAGCAGAAAUUGGCUCAUAGGUUGAGAUAGGUAGAUAUUAGGUAUUUAUCGAUAUCUAUAUCAGUGAGAAAUGAAUAGAUAUUUGAUUUUUAUCUAUAUCAAGUGUUGGACGGGUCAGAUUCAGAUUUUGGUUCUUGGCUUCAAGUGCUGGUUCCGGGGUCUCCCGCUAGAGGCGCUGUAGUAGCGGCCCUAGUUCGGCGUUCUGCCGCCAGAGGAGCUGCCACGGUUGCGAGCUUCUGAUCCUCGCCGCUUGGCGUGCGAGCGCAGGUGAUGCUUGAUUUCUGGUGAUGCUCUAGUGAGCUUCGAUCAGUCUUGACUGCCGUCCUGAAAGCUCCUUUGGCAGCUUGGAUGUGUUGUUCUGGGCCUAACACGCGGCCUCGCCAGCUUAUUGCCCGACUAGCGCAUGACUAGCCCACGACUAGUACCUGACUAGCGAUAGUCAACAGAUAGCAAGCACUAAUCAACACCUAAGGCCAUGACUAGUACCUGACUAGCGACUGGCUGUAGUCGCCAUAUUAUGCGUCUACGAUGCGUCAUGCGAGUCCUUUGGUUGUCAGAAAAUGCUUGAGUGACUUGAGUGGCUUGGCUGACUUCUCAUAUGCGACGACUGAGGAUUGACCUGCCGAGUUAGCGACUACCGACUGCGUUUACCAUCGAAGAAUUGACUUUGAAUCACUUUCGAUUCAACGGUAAAUCAGAAGACCUAUUAUAAGAUAACAGUCGUCGCGGGAUGGGGCUCCAGAUUGACCAAAGUUGCGAAAUUAAGAGUUUUCUGGUAAGUAGGAUCAAUAUUGGUUGUAAGUUGUAACUUUGAUGAACGAAUUGUCUAUUACCAACUGGAUGACUUUUUAGGGAGCUGUACUGCAUGGAACAGACGGCGUUCUUUUUCGCCCCAUUUCGAGUCGAAACCACGACGAUAGUGGACAAGUUUGACAGAGUUUUUCCACAACGAAUUAUCGACAUUGCCAGGAUGCUAGUUUUCUUAUCGCUGAAGCGCUACUUGUCUUGCUUGUCAUACGCUUGCAUAUGGUCUGUUGGGAUUAUACUCAGUGCUAAAUGGGUAAAUUUUCCGUCCAAUGCACGGCGCAUCGGUGCAUUCGAAUUUGUGCAGUGCACUAGUUGAUCACAGAGGGGGACCAGCUGUGUAUCUUCUCCGAGAAUCGAGGACCAUCUUAGUUCAAAUCAAAUGUGUUCAUUUUCAACGUGAGAUUAUGGUAGCCUUUUCAAAGUACACAGAAUGUUCACCGGUAUUCUUUACCGGGUGGCACUGCCAGCUUUUAUUUGCAUUUAUUUGUGACAUGGAGUAAAUGUUUCGGCAAUAAGCUAUAUUUUACAACAUAGGCGGAUGUUUUAGGCUAUGACGACUUUGAAUAACUGGACAUUGUGUUUUUGCUGAGGCCAAACCUGGUGUGUCGCUCUAUACGCUUAACAUGUUGAUGUAAUGCGAUGUGCAAAGUCGCUGAGUUUUUGAACAGCUCCUGCAACGAAUAAAACACAUCGCUUAGCCCUCUG
Amphibalanus amphitrite is the source of this 2398-nucleotide messenger RNA. RefSeq lists its product as uncharacterized. Gene Ontology annotation, cellular component: cytosol; cytoplasm; membrane. Bases 319 to 906 code for a protein of 195 amino acids. The transcript is spliced from 6 exons. NCBI's taxonomy places the organism in Eukaryota, Metazoa, Arthropoda, Thecostraca, Balanomorpha, Balanidae. Gene Ontology annotation, molecular function: adenyl-nucleotide exchange factor activity; protein-folding chaperone binding. Gene Ontology annotation, biological process: protein stabilization. The record is from RefSeq and is a predicted model, not a curated record.